AUGGAACCACCUCAGGCAGCUGAUCCCGAAGACUACUACGUCAAGCAGGAUCGUGUCGGAAAAGGUUCCUUCGGUGAAGUCUACAAAGGUUUCGACAAACGAUCUCGCCAGCCUGUUGCGAUCAAGAUCAUCGACCUCGAAAAUGCCGAAGAUGAGAUCGACGACAUUCAGCAGGAAAUCGCUAUCCUCAGCCAGCUCGACAGCGCACAUGUUACCAAAUACCAUGGCUCAUGGCUUAAAGGCACCAAUCUAUGGAUCGUGAUGGAAUACUGCUCCGGAGGAAGUUGCUCGGAUUUGAUGAAACCCGGUCGAUUCCGCGAAGACUACAUUGCAAUUGUCCUUCGCGAGCUUCUCAAAGGUCUCGAGUACCUGCACGGAGAAGGCAAGCUGCAUCGAGACAUCAAGGCCGCCAACAUCCUGCUCUCUGCAACUGGCGACGUCAAGCUUGCCGACUUUGGUGUUUCCGGCCAGCUCACAGCGACCAUGACCAAGAAGAACACUUUUGUCGGCACACCUUACUGGAUGAGUCCAGAAGUCAUCAAGCAGAGCGGCUACGAUUUCAAGGCCGACAUUUGGAGUUUGGGAAUUACAGCCAUCGAGCUUGCGAUGGGCGAACCGCCUUACGCCGACCUGCAUCCAAUGAAGGUCCUUUUCCUCAUUCCCAAGAACCCACCUCCUCAACUCGAAGGUCCUUUUUCCCGACCAUUCAAGGAAUUCAUUAACCUCUGUCUCCAGCGUGACCCUGGCAACCGCCCCUCCGCAAAGGAGCUCCUCAAGCAUCCCUUUAUCCGCAAAGCAAAAAAGACCACCUAUCUCACUGAGCUUAUCGAGAGGCUCGAGCGAUGGAGAGCUGAAGGCGGCGAUCGACACGAGUCCCAAGAGAGCGAGCAAGCAGAUGUGCACUACCCCGAGGGCGAGGAGGACAUGUGGGACUUUGGUACCCUUCGCAACACCAUCCGUCGUGGAGGCAGAGGCACUGUUGCCAUGCGUAUGCCAGCAAGUGCCAUGACUGCAGCUGCCGCAGCUGCAGCAAUCAACGAUCACGAGGAAGAAAACAACAACGGAAGGCAUCAAGCCAAGGAGCUUCCACAAGUGCCCCGCCACCAAUCACGUUCACCACAACCCCAACCUCGAUCGCCAACCUACGAACAAGCACCACAUCACACUCAGCCACAAUCUCCACCUCAACCAGCCCCACAGCAGCAACAAAGACAGCAACAGCAACAGCAACAGCAACAGCAACAGCAACAGCAACAACAACAACAACAACAACAACAACAGCAGCUACCAGAUCGCAGAUUUCGUACCUCUGGAUCUUCUCGCUCGGUUGGCUCUGGCUCUGGAUCUGCAGGAGGCACAGUGCGCCUGGCGGCAACCCAGGCUCGACCAGGCAUUCCCACAGCUGGUGGAGCCAAGGAUCAAUCCAGCUACUCUGCAGCCGAUGCGUACGACAAGGCCAUCUCAGGCGGGUCCAAACAUCCAUCCUCCAACGGACACGCUGCCUCCGACCCUUACUAUGCAGACCAACAUCCAGGAGGCUACUCUGACCGCGUCGAAGAGGAGCGUAGAAGAAUGCAAGACAUGCAUCUGCAACAGCAAGGUGGAGGUCAAAGACGUAGCGAUCGACAUGGCUCGGACGACGCACCUCAUCAACACCAGCAGCACCAGCAACAGCACCAGCAACAGCACCAGCAACAACAACAGCAAGCCGCACGUCUCACCGCACUCGACACGGUCUUCUUGCCUGUUAUCGAACAGCUCAAUAUGGCGGUCGCUUCGCGUCGCGAUGCAGUGCGCACCUUGGCCAACCUGCGGGCUUGUUUGGAGGAGGCAGAGAUCGUGACACCCGGUAUCAUGAAUGCUUUUGCUGUCGAGUUGUUUCACACCAUGGCUGAGGUCGAAGGCGAUCGCGAGCCGGAGGAGGAUCAGUGGGAUCCUUGA
This is a messenger RNA of Ustilago hordei, 1941 nucleotides long. RefSeq lists its product as uncharacterized. The record is from RefSeq and is a predicted model, not a curated record. The transcript is spliced from 3 exons. Gene Ontology annotation, biological process: protein phosphorylation. The coding region runs from base 1 to 1941 and encodes 646 amino acids. Gene Ontology annotation, molecular function: ATP binding; protein kinase activity. Lineage: Eukaryota; Fungi; Basidiomycota; Ustilaginomycetes; Ustilaginales; Ustilaginaceae.